This is a messenger RNA of Varanus komodoensis (Komodo dragon), 2348 nucleotides long. RefSeq names its product phenylalanyl-tRNA synthetase subunit beta (gene FARSB). Gene Ontology annotation, molecular function: magnesium ion binding; ATP binding; RNA binding. Gene Ontology annotation, biological process: phenylalanyl-tRNA aminoacylation. The record is from RefSeq and is a predicted model, not a curated record. The transcript has 17 exons. Bases 51 to 1820 code for a protein of 589 amino acids. Gene Ontology annotation, cellular component: phenylalanine-tRNA ligase complex; cytoplasm. NCBI's taxonomy places the organism in Eukaryota, Metazoa, Chordata, Lepidosauria, Squamata, Varanidae.
CCUUCGCAGUGUUCUGAGCGAGUAAGCGCUGUUCGGCGUGCGUUCGAAUCAUGCCGACUGUCAGUGUGAAGCGGGAUUUGCUUUUCCAAGCGCUGGGAAGGAGUUACACGGAUGAAGAAUUUGAUGAACUUUGCUUUGAAUUUGGUUUGGAACUUGACGAAAUUACUUCGGAGAAGGACAUCAUAAGCAAAGAGAAGGGUGAUGGGAAAGCAGAGGGUGCCUCAGACGUUGUUCUGUAUAAAAUUGAUGUUCCUGCUAAUCGGUAUGAUCUUCUUUGCUUAGAAGGUCUUGUCAGAGGUCUUCAGGUCUUUAAAGAGAGAAUAAGAGCCCCACGAUACAAAAAGAUCACGCCAUCCAGUGGUGAAAUACAACGGCUUACCAUCACAGAAGAGACAGCCCAUGUCCGUCCUUAUGCUGUGGCUGCAGUUCUUCGUAACAUAGCUUUUGUGAAGGACCGCUAUGAUAGUUUCAUUGACCUACAAGAAAAACUACAUCAGAAUAUAUGCAGGAAAAGAUCAUUAGUUGCAAUUGGUACCCAUGAUCUAGAUACAAUCUCUGGCCCAUUUACAUAUACAGCUAAGCCACCAUCUGAAAUUAAAUUCAAGCCCUUGAAUCAGGACAAGGAGUAUAAUGCUAAUGAAAUCAUGGAUUUGUACAAGACAGAUAGUCAUCUUAAGCAUUAUCUUCAUAUUAUUGAAAAUGAACCACUUUAUCCAGUCAUCUAUGACAGCAAUGGUGUUGUUCUUUCCAUGCCACCAAUAAUCAAUGGGGACCAUUCAAAAAUAAGUCUGAACACCAAAAAUGUGCUCAUCGAAUGUACAGCCACAGAUCUUACCAAGGCAAAAAUUGUCCUUGAUAUCCUCGUCACAAUGUUCAGUGAAUACUGUCAGAAGCCAUUCACUGUUGAAGCAGCAGAAGUAACUUAUCCCAAUGGAAAAAGCUACAUCUGUCCAGAGCUGGCUUAUCGUCGUGAAAAGAUAAAGCCUGAAAUAAUUAACAAGAAAAUAGGAAUUAGUGAGACUCCAUCAAGCCUUGCAAAGCUGCUCACCAGAAUGUGUUUGAAGUCACACGUCAUAGGGAAUGGGAACAAUAUAGAGGUUGAAAUCCCUCCUACCAGAGCUGACAUUAUCCAUGCAUGUGAUAUCAUAGAAGACGCAGCAAUAGCGUAUGGCUAUAAUAACAUUCAGAUGACUAUUCCGAAAACAUACACCAUAGCUAAUCAAUUCCCUCUUAAUAAGCUCACAGAACUUCUGAGACAAGAUCUGGCAGCGGCAGGUUUUACCGAAGCUCUCACUUUUGCUCUGUGUUCCCAAGAAGACAUUGCUAAUAAGCUGGGGACUGACACCUCUGAAACAAAAGCUGUUCACAUAGCAAACCCCAAAACAGCAGAAUUUCAGGUGGCACGCACGACUCUCUUGCCUGGUCUCCUGAAAACAAUUGCUGCUAACAGGAAAAUGCCUUUGCCACUGAAACUCUUUGAAAUCUCUGACAUUGUACUGAAAGAUUCCACCAAGGAUGUGGGUGCAAGAAACCACAGGCAUCUCUGUGCUGUCUACUAUAAUAAAAACCCUGGCUUUGAGGUCAUUCAUGGUUUGCUAGAUAGAGUCAUGCAGCUCCUGGAAGUCCCACCAAGUAAAGAGAAUGGAUACUACAUUAAAGCAACUGAAGGUUCUGCUUUUUUCCCUGGCCGUUGUGCUGAGAUCUUUGCGAAAGGGCAGAGCAUCGGGAGCCUAGGAGUUCUCCACCCUGAUGUUGUCACCAAAUUUGAGCUCACCAUGCCCUGUUCUGCUCUAGAAAUCAAGAUUGAACCUUUCUUGUGAAGAUUGGCAUCCUUCAGUUCGCGUUUGUCCUGCAACCAUCCCACUUUUCCUAUCAUCAGGCACUUGUCCCUACUUUUAAUGAGCUAAGCCCGUCUUGUUAUGGUCUUUAAUUUAAAAAAAAGCUCCUUCAGUGCAACAAGGCUGAUUUAAGUAACAAAAGAUGACCUUUCCCAAUAGAUUGAGCCAUAAGUUCAGUGUAUGGACAGAAUACAUGUGUUUUCCAGAAGGUUCCAGAGGAUGAACUUCAGACUGUAACUGAUUGUAGCUGCGUAACAGGAAUUUCAUUCUAUUCUUACUGCAUGAAGUAAGAUAAGUUAUUAUAACAAAUGUUGAACAAAUGUGAACAGAAUUGAGCAAUUUAGCUCUUCAUGUAUAGGGGUUGCAGCAAACUUCAACAGAGGGCAGGGAAAUAUGUAUUCCUUGCAAAAAUUUAGAAUUUUGUAAACCAGUUUCUACAGUAGUUACAGUUGCAUGUCAAGUUGCUUCACUGGAAAAUAAGGGAUCAAAAUAAAAUGUGCAGGUUCUGUA